AUGGCGUCGCUGUCACCUCCUUUGGACUUGUCCCAUCACUUUAGCUAUACAACCAAGCAGCGCGCUCCUAGUGCUGUCAAGGGCUUUUACAAGUACUUUCAAAUUCCGGGCAUUGCGAAUCUGGCUGGCGGACUGCCAAAUGCCUCCUAUUUUCCGUAUGACACCCUAGAAGCGUCUGCCGCUCAUUCACAACGAUUCCCGACUGUCCCAGGUGGAAGAAAGACCAAAGAGCCUCAUCCGUCCGAUCGCUUGACCAUCCCUAAAGAGUCUCCGAGCGCCACACCGAAGAAGAUAGAUAUCACAACAGCUCUACAAUAUGGCACCGUCGAAGGAAUACCUCCCCUUGCGACGUUCGUCAACCAAUUCGUUCGCGAGCAUCUUCAUCCGAACGUCCCGUACGCCGACGGUCCAGCCACUAUUCUGAGCGCCGGGUCAACAGAUGGGUUCGCCAAGGCCAUCGAGACAUUCACAAACACAUGGAAUCCCGAUCGCGACUGGGCACACUUGCGCCAGGGUGUUCUUUGCGAGGAAUUUGUCUAUAUGAAUGCGAUACAGACCAUUCAGCCGAGAGGACUCAACGUUGCACCGGUGGCUAUCGAUGCAGAGGGCAUGCUCCCAUAUGGCCCCGGCGGAUUGUUGGAUGUUUUGCAAAACUGGGACUACCGCAAAGGCCGUCGCCCGCACUUGAUGUAUACUAUAACUAUCGGACAAAACCCAACCGGCGGUACGCUGUCAGUUGAGCGUCGCAAAGAGAUCUAUGCGAUCUGUCAAAAAUUCGAUGUGAUCAUCGUCGAGGACGAUCCUUACUGGAACCUGCAGUACCCAUCAGCACCAGAGAUGCAGGCACAGUACCGGAACACGGUGAUCGACAAGAACAGUCUCUCGAAACGGAACUAUAAUGCAGGAGGAAAAUCUUCCGGAUACGAGUUCCUCGAUUCGCUCGUGCCCUCGUACCUGUCCAUCGACACAGACGGCCGCGUUGUCCGUUUGGAUACUUUCUCCAAGACCAUUGCUCCUGGCUGUCGCCUCGGCUGGAUCACAGCGCAGCCGGCGGUGAUUGAAAGAAUCUCACGCAUCAUAGAGACAUCUACCCAACAACCAUCCGGGUUUGUACAGGCAAUGGUUGCGGAUUUGAUCCUCGGCCAGCAGGUAGAUGACGGGUCGGUCAGUUCUCGUAGCAAAGAGAAGACUCCGAAAGAAGGCUGGCAGAUGGACGGCUGGGUCCGAUGGCUGGAGGGUCUCCGCGCCGGAUACGAACAUCGGAUGCAGCAGAUGUGCAUUCGUCUAGAGGAGGGCCAAUAUACCACGGUUGAUGCAGGGAAACACACCGGCGAGUCGUCGCUCACUGACGACGAAGAAGACUCCUGGGAGGUUUUGGAUAAAGUACAAAUGUACGACUUUUCCUGGCCCACCGGAGGCAUGUUUAUCUGGCUCAAAGUGCGCUACGACACUCAUCCCUUGCGUCAGAAGUAUGCCCCAGAGCGGCUGGCCAAAGCCAUGUGGGUGCACUUUACACACAAACCGUACCUCUGUUUGCUUGGACCCGGCACGAUGUUCUCGCCGACGGAGGAAACUCAGCGCCGUGGCUGGCAGUAUCUUCGUCUCUGCUUUGCGGCGAUGCCUGAAGAUGACGUGGUGCCGGUCAGCGAGCGGUUGGUUGAAGGGUUUAGAGCGUUUUGGCAGCGGAAGGAUCUGGAUGGUCUUGAGGAUGAGGAUGGUCUAACGCAGGCGAUGGACCGGCUGCAGAUACGUCCUGCUGCUAAUUUUCUGGGUAUUGGGUGCUGA
Molecule: messenger RNA, 1785 nt
Organism: Aspergillus calidoustus
Lineage: Eukaryota; Fungi; Ascomycota; Eurotiomycetes; Eurotiales; Aspergillaceae
Source: the annotation of a GenBank genome assembly